CUUUGCUUUGGGACAGGCAGCUGCUGAAGCUGACUCCCACAGGGUUAAACUGAGUUGCUGAAGCCAACCCCUCUUCUCCUCCCAGUCCCCGUUUUCACAGUAGGCUGGCAGCUGUCCCAACUGCCUACCGGAGCCAAAUGCUUAAGGAGAGAAAGGAGCCAGCUAUGAAUCCCUUCCAGAAAAAUGAGUCAAAGGAAACUCUUUUUUCACCUGUCUUCACUGAAGAGGUACCACCUCAACCCCCGAGCCUUCCAAAGAAGCCACCUCCGAAAAUUUGUGGCUCCAACUAUCCACUGAGCAUUGUCUUCAUUGUGGUGAAUGAAUUCUGUGAGCGCUUUUCCUAUUAUGGCAUGAAAGCUGUGCUGACCCUGUAUUUCCUGUAUUUCCUGCAUUGGAAUGAAGACACUGCCACAUCUCUAUACCAUGCCUUCGGCAGCCUCUGUUAUUUCACUCCCAUCCUGGGAGCAGCCAUUGCUGACUCAUGGUUGGGAAAAUUCAAGACAAUCAUCUAUCUCUCCCUGGUGUAUGUGCUUGGCCAUGUGAUCAAGUCUGUGGGUGCCUUACCAAUACUGGGGGGACAAACAGUACACACGAUCCUAUCAUUGACUGGCCUCAGUCUAAUAGCUUUGGGGACUGGAGGUAUCAAACCCUGCGUGGCAGCUUUUGGUGGAGACCAGUUUGAAGAAAAACAUGCAGAGGAACGGACUAGAUACUUCUCAAUCUUCUACCUGUCCAUCAAUGCAGGGAGCUUGAUUUCUACAUUUGUUACACCCAUGCUGAGAGGAGAUGUCCAAUGUUUUGGGGAAGACUGCUAUGCAUUGGCUUUUGGAGUUCCAGGACUGCUUAUGGUCAUAGCUCUUGUUGUGUUUGCAAUGGGAAGCAAAAUAUACAAAAAAUCACCUCCUGAAGGAAACAUAGUGGCUCAAGUUCUCAAGUGUAUCUGGUUUGCUCUUUCCAACCGUUUCAAGAACCGUUCCCAGGACAUUCCAAAGCGACAGCACUGGCUGGACUGGGCAGCCGAAAAAUACCCAAAGCAGCUCAUUAUGGAUGUGAAGGCAUUGACCAGGAUACUAUUCCUUUAUAUCCCAUUGCCCAUGUUCUGGGCUCUUUUGGAUCAGCAGGGCUCACGAUGGACUUUGCAAGCCAUCAGGAUGAAUGGGAAUUUGGGUUUUUUUGUGCUUCAGCCGGACCAGAUACAGGUUCUAAAUCCCUUUCUGGUUCUUAUCUUCGUCCCAUUGUUUGACCUGGUCAUUUAUCCUCUCGUCUCCAAAUGUGGAAUUAACUUCUUAUCGCUGAGGAAAAUGGCUGUUGGUAUGAUCUUAGCAUGCCUGGCAUUUGCUGUUGCAGCAGCUGUAGAGAUAAAAAUUGAUGAAAUGACUCCACCCCGGCCAGGUCCCCAAGAAAGUUUACUCCAAGUCUUGAAUCUGGCAGAUGAUGAGGUGAAGUUAACGGUGCUGGGAGAUGAAAAUAAUCCUCUGUUGGAAGAGUCCAUCAAAUCCUUUCAGAAAAUGCCACACUAUUCCAAACUCCAUCUGAAGGCAGAAAGCCAGGAUUUCCACUUCCACCUAAAAUAUCACAAUUUGUCUGUCUAUACUGAGCAUUCUGUGGAGGAGAAGAAUUGGUACAGUCUGAUCAUUAGAAUAGAUGGAAAAAGUAUUUUCAGCAUGAUGGUGAAGGAUACAGAAAACAAAGCAAGCAAUGGGAUGACAUUUGUGAGGUUUGUUAACACUUUACAUGAAGAGGUCAACAUCUCCCUGGACAAAAAUAUCUCCCUCAGUGUUGCUGAAGACUAUGGUGUGUCUGCUUACACAACUGUGCAAAGAGGAGAAUACCUUGCAGUGCCUUGUAGAACAAAAGAUAAGGACUUUUCAUUGAAUUUGGGCUUACUCGAGUUUGGUGCAGCUUAUCUGUUUAUUAUUACUAAUGUAAGUAGCUCAUGGCCACCCCCACUCUCUCUUCCACAUGUCCAAAUCGAUAUCUGUAUAUAUAUCUGUGUUUGUGUCUGUAUCUAUCCUGGGGUCCAAAGAAUCUGUGGCAAGACAAGAUUGCAUACUUAUUUCCAGUGUAAGACAGUAGAUUCUAUAGUGACUUUAGAAAGCCUACUAAGGUGUCCAUAGGGGACUUUAAAAAGAUAACAUUGGCAGCAGGCACAGAGUCUUGGGGAAUGGGAGACAUAAUUUAUCUUGAGCCAUUGUUAUGAGGUGACAUGGUCUGCUCCAGUCUUAUUAUGGCUCCAAGGAAACAAAGAUUAUUUACCUCUUCUUGACUGAUUACACAUACAGGUCUCUGGCUUCCUAGAAAUUGAUCCACAGUCUGAAGUAUGAAGAUUAGUAGCAAAUGUCAAUUUCUCCAUAAAGUUUGGGGGCAUUAGUUAACUGUGGUCCAUCGAAAGCAACUGCCUCAGCAGUCAGGGCAGGG
Manis javanica (Malayan pangolin) is the source of this 2418-nucleotide messenger RNA. NCBI's taxonomy places the organism in Eukaryota, Metazoa, Chordata, Mammalia, Pholidota, Manidae. The record is from RefSeq and is a predicted model, not a curated record.